AUGCCAAUUACCAUGAUUGCGUCCCGCGUCUCGAAGCUGUUGCUGGAUCCGGAUCUUAAGGAGAACUUUUUGAAGGUUGCGCAUGUUGAGAAGUCGUUAAAGUCUCAUCGACCACUGAAGCAUCUACCAUCAGCUUAUUCCAAGGCAGAGCACGUCCAUGGAAAGGCUAUGACUCUAAUUAGUAUGAUGGCCAUGCUUGUGCUGACUCCUCCGAUCGCCAUCUACAUGUGCAAGGAAUCCGUGAUGGAUGGACUCCUGGAGGCCUGGCCAUCGCCGUUUUCCCCCAUUGCAUGGAAGAUCAUAGGCGCAUUCGCAGCUUUCGAAGCAGUUCUUCAGGUUCUCCUGCCUGGAAAGGAAUUUGUUGGACCCGUUUCACCAGCUGGAAACCGACCAAUCUAUUGGUGUAACGGAUUUCAAGCAUACAUGGUCUCCAUUGUUACAUACAUCUUCAUCUGGAGAGCCGGGUGGUUCAACCCCUCCCUCGUUUACGAUAACUUCGGUAGCAUCCUCUCUGCUCUCAACGUUGCCAGCCUUCUCCUCUGCCUCUUCCUCUACGCCAAGGGUCACCUUGCUCCGUCAUCCUCUGACUGGGGGUCUUCUGGAAACUUCAUUCAGGACUUCUUCUGGGGAAUGGAGCUGUACCCACGCAUCGGCAAGUACUUUGACAUCAAGACCUUCACCAACUGCCGCUUUGGCAUGAUGUCGUGGGCGCUGCUGGCCAUCACGUACGCCAUCAAGCAGCUGGAGGCGAACGGGCGCUUGGCGGAUUCCAUGGUUGUGAGCGUGGCGCUCAUGCUCGUGUACAUCUCCAAGUUCUUCUACUGGGAGUCAGGCUACUGGAGCACCAUGGACAUCCAGCAUGACCGCGGUGAGGUUUCUCUCUGUGCUAAUGAUGCAGGCCUUUUUGUCACCUUACUCGUGUACAUGCUCGUGUACAUGCUCGUGUACAUGCUCGUGUACAUGCUCGUGUACAUGCUCGUGUACAUGCUCGUGUACAUGCUCGUGUACAUGCUCGUGUACAUGCUCGUGUACAUGCUCGUGUACAUGCUCGUGUACAUGCUCGUGUACAUGCUCGUGUACAUGCUCGUGUACGUGCUCGUGUACGUGCUCGUGUACGUGCUCGUGUACGUGCUCGUGUACGUGCUCGUGUACGUGCUCGUGUACGUGCUCGUGUACGUGCUCGUGUACGUGCUCGUGUACGUGCUCGUGUACGUGCUCGUGUACGUGCUCGUGUACGUGCUCGUGUACGUGCUCGUGUACGUGCUCGUGUACGUGCUCGUGUACGUGCUCGUGUACGUGCUCGUGUACGUGCUCGUGUACGUGCUCGUGUACGUGCUCGUGUACGUGCUCGUGUACGUGCUCGUGUACGUGCUCGUGUACGUGCUCGUGUACGUGCUCGUGUACGUGCUCGUGUACGUGCUCGUGUACGUGCUCGUGUACGUGCUCGUGUACGUGCUCGUGUACGUGCUCGUGUACGUGCUCGUGUACGUGCUCGUGUACGUGCUCGUGUACGUGCUCGUGUACGUGCUCGUGUACGUGCUCGUGUACGUGCUCGUGUACGUGCUCGUGUACGUGCUCGUGUACGUGCUCGUGUACGUGCUCGUGUACGUGCUCGUGUACAUGCUCGUGUACAUGCUCGUGUACAUGCUCGUGUACAUGCUCGUGUACAUGCUCGUGUACAUGCUCGUGUACAUCUCCCAAGUUCUUCUACUGGGGGUCGGGCUACUGGAGCACCAUGGACAUCCAGCACGACCGUGUUCUUGGUUUCUGUUCUCCCAGACCCUCCCCUCCCCUCACCUCCCAUUUACCCCUCCCUUUCCCAUUCUCUUUCUCCCUUCGUGCUUCUUCAAUCCCGGUCCUCCUGCUGUCCCAUCAGCCGGCUACUACCUCUGCUGGGGAUGCAUGGUGUGGGUGCCCUGCAUCUACACCUCGCCCGCCCUCUACCUCGUCAACCACCCCCUGCACCUCGGCACUCCUGUCGCGAUGGCCAUGUUUCUGUGUGGUUGUGCAUGCAUUGCAAUCAACUACGACUCGGACCGCCAACGACAGCACUUCCGGUCCACACACGGCCGCUGCACCAUCUGGGGCCGCCCUCCUGCCAAGAUUGAAGCAGAGUACGUGACCGAGAAGGGCGAGAACAAGAAAAGCCUGCUGCUCGCGUCAGGAUGGUGGGGGCUCUCUCGCCACUUCCACUACGUGCCUGAAAUCCUUGCUUCCUUCUUCUGGACCUUCCCAGCACUCUUCAACAAUGGAAUUCAGUAUUUCUACUGCAUCUACCUCACAAUCCUCCUAUUCGACCGAGCUGUCCGUGAUGACGUGCGCUGCAAAAAGAAGUAUGGCAAGUUCUGGGACAAGUACUGCAAGCUGGUACCUUACAAGGUGGUUCCAGGCAUCUUCUAG
Messenger RNA from Closterium sp. Yama58-4, 2400 nucleotides. NCBI's taxonomy places the organism in Eukaryota, Viridiplantae, Streptophyta, Zygnematophyceae, Desmidiales, Closteriaceae. The record is from the annotation of a GenBank genome assembly.